Messenger RNA from Pseudo-nitzschia multistriata, 1509 nucleotides. NCBI's taxonomy places the organism in Eukaryota, Bacillariophyta, Bacillariophyceae, Bacillariales, Bacillariaceae. The record is from the annotation of a GenBank genome assembly.
UGCUUCGCCUUGAAAGCAGCCCUAUGUUUCACAACGUCAACCAGAAGGGGAGAACGUCAAUGCAAUCAUCUCAAUUUCUCUCCUCAAAGGGAAUAAAACGGUCAACCCUUAUCCUGAAAAAAAACAUGUCAGAAUGCUCUCGCGCUGACAGUGAAAGUUCCGAUGAGUAUUUCGUUCCUAUCGUAGAUCAAAGUCGUGGUUCUUAUGGUAUUCAAAAUGAUCAUUUCGAUCAUUCUUUCAUACCGAUAAGUCCAGGAGAAGGAGGAUCAGAACGGUUGUCUCCUAUUUCACCUCCUCACCAGAUGGCAACUCCUGCCAACCCCCAGUCACCCUUAUCAGAAUGUGAAUCUCACCAGCAUCAACAUCAAUAUCAACAGCAACGUUAUCGAACGAAACAAAAACGCUACCAACAUCAUCGACAUACCAGUGAACUAGCGACUUUUCCGACAGAUCCAAACGCCAAUACUCCUUUUCGCAGUAGCUUGGUGUUCACAGCCCACAAACGCAAAUCGACCUUCUCCUUCGCCGUGACGGCAUUUUGUGUGCUUGGCUUUUGUUUGUAUAGUAGUGCGAGAUCUUCACUACACACUACAGUGAAGGAGGUCGACGAGUUGGUUGUAUUCUCAGAAAAAGUGCACAGGCAGUUGCGCCGAGCAGACUACGAAAUUCGAUUAUUAGAACGCGAACUAACGGCAUUGGAUGCCAUGGAGACUGAAAGAGAGGACGAAGAAGUAGAGGAAAGGGUCCUCAGCCAGUCUUCAGCAUUUGCAAAUCCCGAACUCGUUGACGAAAUGAGGAUUAUUGAAGAAAAACUCAAAGAAUCGCAGGCCCAGGCCGAUAAGCUGAAGACUCAAGUUAGUAUAGUUUCCAAACAGGACGCCGUUGCGAAGUAUGGAUCGGGUGUCAUUCGCGUCAAAAUGGACCUUAUCUUUCCAGAGAAAGAUUCAGAUGGGGAUACCGUCCCUGAUACGGGACCACAUACUAUUAUUAUGGAAAUGGCAUCACUUGAUAUCAUGCCCCAUGCUGUGUUCACUUUUUUGGAAAUGGUUUCUGCUAAGCUACUAGAUGGUUGCUCCUUCAUCUUGAAUGCCUUGCAUGUUUUAAAGGCGGCCCCUCUUCCCUACGACGGUAGUUCGGCUUCCUCUAAAGCACGCGAGUUUAUCGACCACGGCUUGGAGUCGGUUGCGUUUCGCGAGUACUCACAUGAUUACCCUCACGACAAAUAUACCGUUGGCUUCGCCGCUGACGGAAGCCCAAGUUUUUACAUCAAUACUGAAGACAAUAGCCAGAUCCACAUCGGGGAACCUUGCUUUGCUAAAAUCAUAUCCGGAUUCGAUACAGUUCAACGAUUGGAAGGUAUGCCCACACGAAACGGUAUUUGGCUUGAGCAUAGGAUUGGAGUAAGAGAAGUAAGUAUAUUAUAAACGAAGAAUUGGUAUUGAAUUUUCUACAGCUUAAUUUUAAUCUGAGUUGAAAGAUUAUCGAUUCCAAUAAUGUUUUGUUUGGCAA